AAUGAGUGAUGAAUUUCCAGUACCAAAACCUAAAUAGAAAAUGGAAGGUAAUGUAUUACCAGAAGAGGAAUAUUUAAGAAGAUUGGAGAUUAUAAUAAAAAGAGACUAUUAUCCUGAAUUAUACAAAUUAGAUAAAAUGAGAAAUGAAGAUGGGUAAUAUUUUUAAAUAAACAGAUAUUAGAAAUCCAGAUGAAAAUAUGUCAUUAAGUCAAUUUCUUAGUACUUUUACUUCAGAUGAAAAUGUUACCUUAAAUGAUAUUAUAAAAAAGGGUGAUGAUUAAUGGUAUUAGAAACAUGCAUGGAUGUUUUAAGUUGAAGAAUAACAUAAAUUAAAAUAAGCAGCACUUUAAUCUGAUAAAUUAUAGCAUAUGAUAGAAGGGAAUAGAGAAAAUAAUAUUCAAUUAAAUGAAUAUAAGGCUUUAAAUCCAUUGUUUUUUAGAAUGGACCCUAAAAAUGAAAGGUAAUAAUAUAAUCUAUUUAGAUUAUAACCAGCAAUCUAAGAACUCAAAGAAACAGACAAUUCUUUAAAUGUAUAAAAAGUGGAAAUACAAAAUACUAGAUUUUCUGAUCAUCAUAAACCUAUGGAAUUUGCAAUUAAUUAAAUAGAUUAGAAAUUAUAAAAAAGAAAACUUUAAGAAUGUUUGAAUGCAUAAGGUGUUAAUGUGUUUUAUGGAAGUACACCAAAUUUAGUUGGAGCAUAGAGAUUUGAAGAUGAUGAUAUGCUUGGUCUCUUUUCACCUGCUCCUUAAAAUAUGAAAACACCUUUAAUGACUUGGGGAGAAUUAGGUGAAACUCCAGUUUAAUUGGAUAGAUCAUAUAUGAUUCCUCCAAGUUCUUAAAGAGAUAAAGUUGGAUCUAAUCUUACAUAAUAAUUAAAUGUUAAAAAAAGAAAUGAAUAAAAAUAAUAGGAAGAGUAUAUAUAAUUAUAAUUAAUUUUAGAUGGUUAAAAAGAAGAUUAAGUUCCAUUACACCAUAUAGAGUUGGUAGUUCAAUAUCCUCUAGAGUAAGUUCAGAAAUGAUUAAGAAUUUUCUUGAUAGAAGAGGUUCUACAAAUCAUUUCACUCCUUUAGGUCCAAAGAGUAAGAACAUAAAAAAAUAAUAAUGA
Messenger RNA from Paramecium pentaurelia, 1105 nucleotides. The record is from the annotation of a GenBank genome assembly. Lineage: Eukaryota; Ciliophora; Oligohymenophorea; Peniculida; Parameciidae.